Molecule: messenger RNA, 1133 nt
Organism: Teleopsis dalmanni
Lineage: Eukaryota; Metazoa; Arthropoda; Insecta; Diptera; Diopsidae
Exons: 5
Coding region: 1-333 (110 amino acids)
Source: RefSeq, a predicted model, not a curated record
AUGAGUAAAAAUAUUAAGCAUCUUGCCAAAAUAGCUAAAGAAAUAGCUAGCAAACAAUUCACUGAGAAUAUGCGGGACAUUAUUUAUUCGAAAAGUAAAAUUAGCAAAGAUCAAUUCGCGGAACUUAAAAAAGUUAUAAAACCGGACCUUGAGUGCGCAACCCAAGAUCGUCCAGGUGCGCCAAUUCCUGUGCCAGGAUAUCCAGUUGAAGAACCAAAUGAUUCAGCUAAGGCGUACGCCGGGUUCAAGGAGAGGGCACAGGAAUUGGCUGAUAAUAAAAGAAAGUCACCGCGGGAACUAAGCGAAUUCAAGAAUAUUAUAAAACCGUCUUGAAUAUUAAAUCGAACUAAUAUUCAAAACUUUGAAGUCUACUCCAGCUCUGCCCGCAAAAAUCACACAAGACAAGGAAAAAUUCCACCAGCCCGCGCAAAACACAAUGGUUGGAUGAGGUCUGUGUCUGUGUGCAGUGUUUCUUUCUUGCAUAGAGCGACAAAUACCUAGAAACGCCAAGAAAGAAAUUUGAAGAAAGUUAAUUUACUAAAAGAUCGCGGGAAGUGUUAACUCUGGGUGGAAUCGGGAGUAAUGGAUUCAUUAAAUCAAUUGGAUUUCAUAAUCUAAAAACUUUAAGAUCCAGUAAAUUAUUUCAGUUAUCAUUUAGAUAACUAACAAAGUCAUUUAUUAGUAGGCGUUGAACUGGGAAGUAAUUACUUUGUAUUAAAUAUUAUGAACUACUAACUAAUAGAAUUGGGCAAGAAGAAAUGAGAAAAAUGUUUAACAAACACCGUCAAAAGCCUGAACGUAAUUGUGAGUGAUUUGAUGUCCUAACCAAAAGAGUGCGUGUAACUAAUCAGAGUGUUUCUGACUUCAGAUAUAACGUGUUAUUUGAUUUGAACCAAUUACACUAUUUUAGAAUUGUACACGCACAGGCUUUAAGUCACUUUUUUGUGUACUGAACAAACGAAUGUGGACCAUUAGCUGGAAAAGUCAACAGCUUUAAGCAAUCGUAUGUGAUGAAUAAUUUUGGAAGAUAUGCUAGAAGCUAUCGCUUUUGGAUUUCACAAUAACCACACUAAACAUACCAAAUAUUAUUAUUGAAAAAAAAGUUUGUACUUGGAAAUAGUGUUAUGAAUAAU